GAUAGGUAGCCAGCCAUGAGCCAGGCUGCUCCUCAGCCUUCCAGCCCUCCUUUUCCAUAACUUGAUUCCCCCGCCACUAACCAGUCAGCUCUCUCUCUCCCUCCCUCCCUCCCCCCUCCCUGGCAGGAGGGGGCUGAUCCAACUUGCUUCAUUCCCCCUCCUCCUCCUCCAGGAGGCAGACACACCUACUCCAGCUCCGGGCAGAGCCUUCCUGUAGCACCAGCCUGCCGGGCACUUCAGCCCUGGGAGAGGGGGUGGACGCAGGGGGCACCCCUGGGACGCCCUGCCCCCCCUUGAAGGACACAGCCAGGAUUUCUGAGACCUUUCCACCAUGACUGUUGUCCUGCUGGGGUUGGCUGUGUGGUCCAUCCGAUGGGUCAGCAGCGAAGCAACCCCCCCAGAGGGCACCCCGUCCCUCCCCACCUGGCGCUUCACGCACCCCCUCUACAACGUCUCCAUCUACGAGAACUCGGCUCCCAAGACGUACGUGGAAAGCCUGGUGAAGAUGGGCAUCUACCUGGCGGAUCCCCGCUGGAGCGUGAGGUACCGGAUCCUCUCGGGGGACGCAUCCAAUGUGUUCAAGACGGAAGAGCACGUGGUGGGAAACUUCUGCUUCCUGAGAAUCCGGACCAAGAGCAGCAACACGGCCCUCCUGAACAGGGAGGUGCGGGAUGCCUACCUCCUCAUCAUCCAGGCGUGGGAGAAGUCCUCAGAGAUGGAGACGUUCACCAGCGUGGCCGUGCACAUCCUGGACCAGAAUGACCUGAAACCCCUCUUCUCCCCGCCUUCCUACAGAGUCACCAUCGCCGAAGAUGCACCCCUCAAGAGCCCCAUUUGCCAAGUGACGGCCACCGAUGCCGACCUGGGCCGUAACGCUGACUUCUAUUACGCCUUGCACACCAGAUCCGAGGUGUUUGCCAUCCACCCCACCAGCGGCGUGGUCACCGUGGCCGGCAAACUCAACGUCACCUGGAGGGGGAAGCACGAGCUCCAGGUCCUGGCUGUGGACCGCAUGCGCAAGCUGACGGAGGGCAAUGGCUUUGGGAACGUGGCCCCCCUGGUCAUCCAUGUCGAACCCUCUUCCAGGAAGCCCCCGGCCAUUGUGUCGGUGGUGGUGACCUCUCCCCACGGCAAUGACGAUCCCAGCUAUGCCACGGUCACCGUGGAUGGCGCAGGGGCCGAGGUGGAAUCUCUGGAAAUAGUCGGUGGUGACCCAGGAAAGCACUUCAAAGCCGUCAAGUCCUAUGCACACAGCAACCAGUUCCAUCUGGUAUCCACCAGGGACAUCGACUGGGUGGUGUAUCGCCACGGGUUCAAUCUCAGCCUCCAGGCCCGGAGUGUGAGCAGACCUUUCCAUUCACACAUCAAGCCUUUCCACCUCCCACCGGCCACGCUGGCCUCCCUCAGAUUCGAGAAGGCUGUGUACAGGGUCCAACUUCACGAGUCCUCUCCUCCUGGGAGUCGGGUGGCCCUGGUGAAAGUGACACCGGCUGUCCCCGCCUUGCAGUAUGUCCUAAAGCCAUCCCCCGAUAGCUCGAGCUUUAAACUGAACACCCACACUGGGUUGAUCACCACCACCAAGCUCCUGGACUUUCAAGAUGGUGCCCAGUACCAGUUGCACGUCAGGACCUCGGUGGGCGUGGCCUCCACCACAGUGGUGAUCGAGGUGGUGGAUGGUAAUAACCACGCCCCCGUCUUCAGCAGGUCUUCCUACGAGGGCACGGUGGAGGAGAACCUCCCUGCGGGCACCCCGGUUCUGACUGUCACAGCCACCGAUCAGGAUCUUGGGGAGAAUGGUUGCUUCACUUAUAGCCUUGUGGGUCCCCAAGCAGUGCCGUUUGCCGUCGAUCCUUUCUCAGGGGUCAUCUCCACCACCAAACCCAUGGAUUACGAGCUCAUGAAGAGGAUUUAUACCUUCCGCGUGCGGGCUUCAGAUUGGGGGUCUCCAUUUCGCCAAGAGAAAGAAGUCUCCGUGUCCAUCCGGCUCAAGAACUUGAACGACAACCAGCCGAUGUUCGAAGAGGUCAACUGCACCGUGUCGCUGCGCCAAGACUCGCCGGUGGGCAGGUCGGUGAUGACCAUGUCAGCCAUCGACGUGGACGAACUCCAGAACCUACGCUAUGAGAUCGUGUCGGGCAACGAGCGGGAGUAUUUUGAUCUCCAUCAUUUCUCCGGGGUGAUCUCCCUCAAGCGGUCCUUUACGAAUCUCACAGCUGGCCAGCCCAGCAGCUAUUCCUUGAAGAUCACAGCCACCGACGGCCAACACUACGCCUCGCCCACCACCGUGAAUUUCACCGUGGUGCAGAACCCCCGUGUGGAAGUCCCAGCCACCUGCGAGAAAACAGGGGUGCUGACGCAUUUCACACAGACCAUCCUGCAUUCCGUGGGCCUCCAGGACCAGGGGCUCAGUGAGGAAGAGUUUGUGUCCCUGAGCACCUAUCAGAUCAACGACCACGCCCCCCGAUUCGAGGACCAUUUCCCCCAGUCGAUCGACGUCUCGGAGCAGGUGCCCAUCAACACGCCCUUGGCCCACCUGGCUGCCACUGACCCGGAUGAGGGCUUCCAGGGCAAACUAGUCUACGGGAUUGCAGAAGGCAACGAUGAAGGUUGCUUUGACCUUGAGUUGGAGACGGGGUGGCUGAGGGUGGCCGCCCCGCUGGACUAUGAAACCACCAGCUUCUACGUGCUCAAUGUGACCGUGUACGACCUGGGCACCCCUCAAAAGUCAUCCUGGAAGCUGCUGACGGUGACCGUACAAGAUUGGAAUGACAACGCGCCUCAGUUUCCCCCGGGGGGGUACCAACUCACCGUCUCCGAAGACACAGACCUUGGAACCAGCAUCGCGGAGUUGCAAACCCACGAUGCUGACUCUGAGGACAAUGGUAGGGUUCGCUACACCCUGCUGAGCCCCACGGACAAAUUCUCCCUGCACCCUCACACUGGGGUGCUGGUGGUCACGGGUCCCCUCGAUCGGGAAUCAGAACCCCACUAUGUGCUCAAGGUAGAAGCCAGGGAUCAACCCAAGAAAGGCCAUCAGCUCUACUCGGUCACCGAUUUGAUCAUCACCCUGGCGGAUACCAACGACAAUGCCCCCCAGUGUGUCCCCGAACCCAGCCGCCUGAGGGUCCCCGAGGACCUGCCCCCCGGGACCGUGUUGACAUUCUUGGAUGCCUUCGACCCCGACCUGGGCCCCGCAGGCCAAGUGCACUUUGUCCUGUUGGAUGAUGUUCACGGAACCUUCCAGAUCGACCCACUGACGGGGGCGUUGCGUCUGGAGAGAGAGCUGGACUUUGAGAGGCGGCCCGGGUACAACCUGAGCUUGUGGGCGAGUGACGGCGGCCAGCCCCUGGCCCGCAGGAUGCUCUGCCACGUGGAGGUGACCGUCCUGGACGUGGAUGAGAACCUGCACCCUCCUCGCUUCGCCUCCUUCGUGCACCAGGGCCACGUGCAGGAAGACAGUGCGCCUGGGACGCCGGUCAUGCAGGUGCAAGCCCGGGAUGACGACCAGGGCGCCGACGGGGAGCUGCGGUACUUUCUGCGGGCUGGGAGCGGCCUGGACGCCUUCAGUAUCGACCAGGAUACAGGAAUGAUUCAGACUCUGGCACCCCUGGAUCGAGAAUUCGCCCCACACUACUGGCUGACAGUGCUGGCUGUGGAUCGGGGUUCGGUCCCCCUGUCUUCUGUCACCGAGGUCUACAUUGAGGUGACGGAUGUGAAUGACAAUCCGCCCCGAAUGUCCCAAGCCGUAUUCUAUCCUUCCGUCCCAGAGGACGCGCCUCUGGGCACCUCUGUCCUACAGCUGGAUGCCUGGGACCCAGACUCCAGCUCGCAGGGGAAGCUGACAUUCAACAUCACCGCUGGAAACCAUGCGGGAUUCUUCCUCAUCCAUCCUUCCACAGGUCUCCUAUCUACUGCCAGGCCGCUGGACAGAGAAAGCAAGGAGGAGCACAUCCUGGAGGUGACCGUGCUGGACAAUGGGGAACCCCCCCUGAAGUCCACCUCCAGGGUGGUGGUGUGCAUCUCGGAUGUCAACGACAACCCACCCGUGUUCUCCCACAAGCUCCUCAAUGUCCGCCUCCCAGAGAGGCUGAGCCCCGUGUCUCCUGGGCCUGUGUACCGGCUGGUGGCUUCAGACCCCGAUGAGGGUCUCAAUGGCAGUGUCACCUACAGUAUCGAAGAGAGCGAUGAGGAGGGCUUCCGAAUCGACCCGGGCACUGGCGUGGUCUCAUCCAGCAGCCCCUUUGCAGCCGGAGAAUACAACAUCCUCACGAUCAAGGCAACCGACCAUGGGCAGCCGCCACUCUCAACCAGCGUCCGGCUACACAUUGAGUGGGUUCCCCAGCCCCGGCCGUCACCUAUACCCCUCGUCUUUGAGGAAGCCCAGUACAGCUUCACCGUCAUGGAGACCGACCCUGUCAACCAUAUGCUAGGGGUGAUCAGUGUAGAAGGCAGGCCCGGCCUCUUCUGGUUCAACAUCUCAGAUGGUGAUGAGGACAUGGACUUUGACAUCGAGAAGACCACAGGCAGCAUUGUCAUCGCCAGGACUCUGGAUGCCAGGAGAAGAUCCAGCUACAACUUGACGGUGGAGGUGACCGAUGGAUUCCACACCAUUGCCACUCAGGUCUACAUCUUCAUGAUCGCCAAUGUCAACCGCCACCGGCCUCAGUUCCUGGAGCCCCAUUAUGAGGUGCGGGCCCCUCAGGGCACCCGCGCUGGGGUGGAGCUCCUUCGAGUCCAGGCUACGGAUGAAGACAAGGGCAAGGGCCUCAUCUACACCCUCCAGGGCAGCCAAGACCCAGGAAGCGCCGGCCUCUUCCAGCUGGACCCCGGCAGUGGCGCCUUGGUGACGGUGGGAAAGCUGGACCCGGGCACCGGUCCCUCCCAGCACACGCUGACAGUGAUGGUUCGAGAUCAAGAGAUGCCCAUUAAGAGGAACUUUGUGUGGGUGACGAUUCACGUGGAAGACGGAAACCUCCACACGCCCAAGUUCACGCAGCCUCAUUACGAGGCCAGGGUCCCCGAUACGACAGCCCCUGGCGCAGAGCUGCUCCAGGUCCGGGCCGUGGAUGCUGACCGGGGAGCCAAUGCUGAGGUCCGUUACUCCUUCCUGAAAGGCAACAGCGAGGAUUUCUUCAACAUCGAUUCCCUCCUGGGUAUCAUCACGGCAGCCCAGAAACUCGAUCAGACAAAUCACGGCCGGUACACGUUGACCGUGAAGGCAGAAGAUCAAGGGUCCCCACGGAGCCACGACCUGGCUACAGUGACCAUUCACGUCUACCCCUCCGACAGCAGCGCCCCUGUCUUUUCACAACCUGAGUACUUCAUCGAGAUCCCCGAAUCCAUCCCUCGUGGUUCCCCGAUCCUCCUCGUAUCUGCCACCAGUCCCACGGAAGUCACCUAUGCGUUAAGAGAAGGAAAUAAGGACGGCGUGUUCUCCAUGAACCCCUAUUCUGGCCUCCUUUCCACCCAGAAGAACUUGGAUCAUGAGAAAAUCUCAUCUUACCACCUGAAAAUCCGGGGCAGCAACAUGGCGGGGGCCUUCACAGACGUCGUGGUCCUGGUGUACGUCAUCGACGACAACGACAAUGCGCCCGCGUUCAUCAAGCCCACCUUCGUGGGCUCUAUCAGUGAAGGGGCUCCCUUGCAUAGCAUGAUCGUGGAUGAGAACAACCAGCCUUUUGUCAUCCGUGCCUCCGACUCCGACAAAGAAGCCAACUCCUUGGUGGUGUAUCGGAUCUUAGCACCGGAAGCCCUGAAGUUUUUCAACAUUGACCCCAGUAUGGGGACCCUCACCGUGGCGUCAGAGAUGGAUUAUGAGACCGCACCCUCUUUCCAGUUCAACGUCUAUGUCCACGACCAAGGAAAUCCCAUCUUAUUUGCACCCAGGCCUGCCAAGGUCAUCGUCAAGGUCAGAGAUGUGAACGAUUCUCCCCCCAGGUUCUCGGAACAGAUCUACGAAGUGGUGCUCAGGGGACCCCCCCACUCAGGGAUGGAGCUCCUUGUGGUUCGAGCCAGCGAUGAGGACUCAGAAAUCCACUACAGCAUCAAAACCGGUAACGCAGAUGAAGCUGUCACCCUGCACCCCCUGAGCGGCCGUCUCUCUGUGCUGAACCCCGCUCUCCUAGGGGCAGCUCGGAAACUCUCCAUCCGGGCCUCUGAUGGUCUGUAUCAAGACACCGCACUGGUUAAAAUUUCCUUGGCCCAGAUCCAUGACAAGACUUUACGCUUCGAUCGGGAGGUGUACGGAGCAAGCGUGGACGAGAACAGGCAGGACCGGAAGGCACUGGUGAUCCUCUAUGUCCAGGAUCAUCAUUUGAAUGACACCCUGUCCUUCUUCCUCCUGAACGGCACGGACAGGUUUCGCAUGGUCCAAUCAGCAGGGGUGUUGCAAACGAGAGGCGUGGCUUUGGAUCGAGAACAGCAGGACACUCACGUGUUGGCCGUGGAAGUGAGGGACAAUCGCGUCCCUCCCAGGGUGGCUCAGGCAUUGGUCAGGGUCUCUGUGGGGGAUGUUAAUGACAACCCUCCUGUGUUUCAGCAUCUGCCCUAUUACACAACCAUCCAAGAUGGCACCGAGCCUGGAGAUGUCCUUUUUCAGGUAUCCGCGACAGAUGAAGACUUGGGAGCCAAUGGGACCGUUAGGUUUGCCUUGGCCGAAGAUUAUACCUAUUUCCGAAUUGACCCCUAUGUAGGAGACAUUACCCUCAAGAAACCCUUUGAUUACCAAGCUUUAAAUAAGUAUCGCCUCAAAGUGAUCGCUCGGGAUGGGGGGACCCCCUCCCUGCAGACAGAGGAAGAGGUGCUUGUGAUCGUGAGAAAUAAAUCCAACCCCCUCUUUCAGAGUCCUUACUACAAAGUCAGAGUUCCUGAAAACAUCACACUGUACACCCCGAUCCUCCAUACCCAAGCUCGGAGUCCCGAAGGCCUCCGGCUAAUCUACAACAUCGUAGAGGAAGAACCCCUGAUGCUGUUCACCACCGACUUCAAGACCGGAGUCCUCACAGUGACGGGGCCUUUAGAUUACGAGUCCCAGAGAAAGCACAUGUUCACGGUCCGAGCCACGGACACGGCGCUGGGCUCCUUUUCGGAAGCGACGGUGGAAGUGUUGGUGGACGACGUGAAUGACAACCCCCCCACGUUCCCCCAGUUGGUCUACACCACCUCGAUUUCCGAGGGGCUCCCCGCGCAGACCCCUGUGAUCCAACUUUUAGCUUCUGACCAAGACUCUGGGAAGAAUCAAGAUAUUUCGUAUCAGAUCCUAGAAGAUGGAUUGGGGGGCUCCCAAGCUUUCCGGAUCAACGGGAGCACCGGGGAGAUGUUCACAGCUCAGGAAUUGGACUACGAAGUCCAGCAAUAUUUUCACGUGAAGGUGAGAGCUGUGGAUAGAGGUGACCCCCCUCUCACUGGUGAAACCCUGGUGAUUGUGAAUGUGUCGGAUGUCAAUGACAACCCCCCCGAGUUCCGACAGCCUCAGUACGAAGCCAACGUCAGCGAGCUAGCGACCUGCGGACACUUGGUUCUUAAAGUCCAGGCCCUCGAUCCUGACCUGGGAGAUACCUCCCGCCUAGAGUACCUGAUUCUUUCCGGCAAUCAGGACCGCCACUUUUCCAUUAACAGGUCCUCAGGAGUCAUUUCUAUGUUCAACCUUUGCAAGAAACAAUUGGACUCUUCAUAUCAUUUGAGGGUAGGCGCUUCUGAUGGGGUCUUCCGGACCACCGUCCCUGUGUAUAUAAACACCACGAAUGCCAACAAGUUCAGCCCGGAGUUCCAGCAGCACAUUUACGAGGCAGAAUUGGCGGAGAACGCCAAAGUGGGGACCAAGGUGAUCGAGCUGUUGGCGAUCGACAAAGACAGUGGUCCCUACGGCACGGUCGAUUAUACGAUCAUCAAUAAGCUAGCCGGGGAGAAGUUCGCCAUCAACCCCCGAGGUCAGAUCACCACGCUGCAGAAACUCGAUCGGGAAAAUUCCACCGAGAGAGUGGUCGCCAUCAAGGUCAUGGCGAGGGACGGAGGGGGGAAGGUGGCCUUUUGUACGGUGAAAAUCAUUGUCACUGAUGAAAAUGACAACGCCCCACAGUUCAAGGCCUCGGGGUACACCGUGUCCAUCCCUUCCAAUGUCAGCCGAGGCUCUCCGGUCAUCCAGGUGUUGGCUUACGACGCCGACGAAGGCCGGAAUGCAGACGUGACCUACUCCGUGGACUCCCCGGAAGUCCUGGCUGAGGAGAUCGUCACCAUCAACCCCAGCACUGGAGUGGUGAAGGUGAAAGAGAGCCUGGUGGGGUUGGAAAACAGGGCUGUCGACUUCCAGAUCAAAGCCCAGGACGGUGGCCCCCCUCACUGGGAGUCGUUGGUGCCGAUCCGACUUCAAGUCGUUCCUAACGAAGUGUCUUUGCCCAAAUUCUCGGAGCCUCUGUAUACUUUCUCUGCAUCCGAAGACCUUCCAGAAGGGUCUGAAAUUGGGUUUGUUAAGGCUGUGGCCGGACAGGAUCCCAUUAUCUAUAGUCUAGUGGAAGGCACCACACCUGAGAGCAACAAGGAUGGGGUUUUCUCCUUGGACCAAGACACCGGGGUCCUAAAGGUGAGGAAAGCCAUCGACCACGAGUCCACUAAAUGGUACCAGAUUGAUCUGAUGGCGCACUGCCCCCACGAGGACAAGGACUUGGUGUCUUUGGUCUCCGUCAACAUCCAGGUGGAAGACGUCAACGACAACAAGCCUGUAUUCGAGGCGGAUCCCUAUAAGGCUUUCCUCACUGAGAAUAUGCCCGCAGGAACCACGGUCAUCCAAGUGACAGCCAAUGACCAGGACACUGGCACUGAUGGCCAGGUGAGUUACAGGCUUCUGGCUGAGUCUGGUAGCCAGAUCCACGAGCUGUUUGCCAUCGAUAGUGGGAGUGGCUGGAUCACCACGCUCCAGGAACUUGACUGCGAGGCCCAGCAGACCUAUCGCUUUUAUGUCGUAGCCUCUGACCAUGGACGGACCGUCCAGUUAUCUUCCCAGGCCCUGGUUGAGGUGUCCAUCACCGAUGAAAAUGAUAACGCGCCUCGAUUUGCUUUAGAAGACUACAGAGGCUCGGUGGUGGAGAAUAGUGAGCCGGGUGAGCUGGUCGCAACCUUGAAGACCUUGGAUGCUGACAUCUCAGAGCAGAACAGACAGGUCAUCUGCUACAUCACAGAGGGAGAUCCUCUGGGCCAGUUCAGCAUCCAUCAAGAUGGCGACGAAUGGAGAAUCUCCUCCAAAGAAACCCUGGAUCGCGAGCACACCGCCACGUACCUGCUCCGAAUCACAGCGUCAGAUGGAAAAUUCCAGACUUCUGUCCCUGUGGAAGUCUUUGUCCUGGACAUCAAUGAUAACAGCCCACAGUGCUCCCAGCUUGUCUACACUGGCAAGGUCCCUGAGGAUGUCUCUCCAGGACAUUCCAUUUUGAAAGUUUCGGCCACGGACGCGGACGCAGAUGCCAACGCUCAGAUCACAUAUUCUCUGCAUGGCCCUGGGGCGAGCGAAUUCAAGCUGGACGCUCACACAGGGGUCCUGACCACCCUCACAGCCCUCGAUCGCGAGCAGAAGGAUGUGUACAGCCUUGUUGCCAAGGCAACAGAUGGGGGCGGCCGUUCGUGCCAGGUGGACGUGAUCCUGCGCGUGGAAGACGUCAAUGACAAUGCCCCUCGCUUCUUCCCCAGCCACUGCGCCGUGGCUGUCUUCGAUAACACCACGGUGAGGACCCCCGUGGCUGUGGUCUUCGCCAGGGACCCUGACCAAGGUGCCAAUGCCCAGGUGGUCUACUCCCUGACGGAUUCUGCCGACGGCCAGUUCUCCAUCGACGCCGCCACGGGCGUGAUCCGGUUGGAGAAGCCCCUCCAAGCGAAACCGCAGGCGGCCUUGGAGCUCACCGUCCGCGCCUCAGACCUGGGCACCCCGGUCCCCAUGUCCACGCUGGGCACGGUCACCAUCUCCGUGGUGGGCCUGGAGGAUUACCUGCCCGUGUUCCUGAGCCCCGAGCACAGCGUGCAGGUGCGGGAGGACGCCCCGACGGGCGCCGAGGUGCUGCAGCUGGCCGCCCUCACGCGCCCAGGGGUGGAGGACGCCACCUACCACAUCCUGAGUGGGAAUGAGCAGGGCAGGUUCCGCCUGGAUGCCGGCACAGGAAUCCUCUAUGUCAACCAGAGCCUGGACUUUGAGGCCAGCCCCAAGUACUUCCUGUCCAUCGAGUGCAGCCGCCAGGGCUCUUCCUCCCUCAGUGACGUGGCCACCAUUGUGGUCAACAUCACAGACGUGAACGAGCACCAUCCCAGAUUCACCAGGGACCGCUACAGUGCCAGCGUGCCAGAGAACGCCUUCGUGGGCGACGUCAUUCUCACAGUGUCAGCCACCGAUGAGGACGGGCCCCUCAAUAGUGCUAUCACCUAUAGCCUCGUAGGAGGGAACCAGCUCCAGCAUUUCACCAUCCACCCCAAGAAGGGGGAGCUGCAGGUGGCUAAGGCCCUGGACUGGGAGCAGACACCCAGCUACUCCCUGCGGCUCCGGGCCACUGACAGCGGGCAGCCCCCACUGCACACGGAUGCUGAGAUGGACAUCCAUGUGGCUGAUGUGAAUGACAACCCCCCGCGAUUCUUCCAGCUCAACUACAGCACCACGGUCCAGGAGAACUCCCCCGCGGGAAGUAAAGUCUUACAGUUGAUCGUGAGCGACCCGGACUCCCCCGAGAACGGCCCGCCCUACUCCUUCCGGAUCACCCAGGGGAACAUGGCCGCCACCUUCCGAGUGACUCCCGACGGGUGGCUGGUGACCACGGGGGCCCUGAGCAGGAGGGCCCAGGUGUGGUAUCAGCUUCAGAUCGAGGCCUCCGACAGCGGUAUUCCGUCCCUGUCCUCCGUGACAUGGGUCCACGUCCACGUCACAGAGCCGAGCCACUACCCGCCCUCGGCCCUCCCACUGGAGAUUUUCAUCACCACCGGGGAGAAGGAGUUCCAGGGCGGCGUGGUGGGGAAGAUCCACGCCACGGACCGAGACCCUCAGGACACCCUGACCUACAGCCUGGCGGGCGAGCAGACCCUGGGUGGGGGCUUCUCCGUGGGGUCCACCGACGGCAAGAUCCUGGUCACCCAGGUACUGCCACGCGGCCGCUACUCCUUCAACGUCACAGUCAGCGACGGCACCUUCGCCACCACCGCCGGGGUCCACCUCCACGUGGGUCACGUGGGGCGCGAGGCCCUGCGCCAGGCCCUCUGGGUGGGGUUCCACCAGCUCACCCCGGAGGAGCUGGUGAGCGAUCACUGGCGAAACCUACAGCGUUUCCUCAGCCACAAGCUAGACGUCAAACGCGCCCACAUCCACCUGGCCAGCCUGCAGCCUGCCUCGGCGGCGGGGCCCGGUGUGGAUCUGCUCCUGGUCUUUGAAGGGCCUUCUAGAACAUUCUACCACCUCCAAGAAUGGGCGUCCAGCCUCGUUCACGCAGCCAAGGAGAUGGAGCAGUCGGUGGGGAUUCAGAUAAGGUCGGCCGUGCCCGUGGGGCUUUGCCAGGGGCCGAGCUGCCAGGAUCCAUCUUGCCACACGACGGUGCACCUGGACCCCAAUGUGGGGCCCCCCUACAGCACAGCCAGGCUCAGCAUCUUAACGCCACGACACCGCCUGGAGAGAAGCUGCUCCUGCAACGGCACUGCCGCCAGGUUCAACGGGCAGAGCUACGUGCGGUACCAGGCGCCCCCAGCUCGGGACUGGCAGGUCCAGUUCUACAUGAAGACUCUCCAACCACAGGCCUUCCUCCUCCUCACUAACAACACAGCAUCCGUUUCCUUGAAGCUGGCCGGGGGCGUACCGCAGCUGGAAUACCGCUGCCCGGGUGGUUUCUAUGGCAACCUUUCCUCCGGGAGCCCGGUGAACGACGGCCGGUGGCACUCCCUGCGGCUAGACGUGACCGACUCUUGGGUCCGCCUGUUGGCCGACAGCUCGGGCAACACCUCGCUCCGCAUCCCAGGGAACUGCCAGGGCCUGGGGCCCGAGGAGAGACGCCUGGUCCUGGGCGGCGGCCUCGGCCCUCCCCACGCGUCCUCCGGCGUCGCCCAGGGCUUCCGAGGCUGCCUGGACGGCGUGGUGGUCGACGGCGAGGGGCUGGAGCUGGUGGGCCGGGCGGCGCGGACGGCGGCGGGCGUGCUGGAGAGACGGGCGCUGAGCCGGUGCUGCCCGCACGGCGAUGUCUGCAGCCCGGACCCGUGCCUCAACGGGGGGACGUGCUCCCCGGCCCCCGCCACAGGCUACAUCUGCAACUGCGCCCCACCAUUCUCCGGGAGACACUGUGAACUACAGAGAGAGAACUGCACAUCUGCGCCGUGCCUGGAAGGGGGGACUUGCCUGUCCUCCCCGGAGGGAACUUCCUGUAACUGCCCUCACCCCUACACAGGGGACAGGUGUGAAAUGGAGGCCAGGGGCUGCUCGGAAGGACACUGCUUAAUCACGCCCAACAUCAAGCGGGGCGACUGGGGACAGCAGGAGUUACUGAUCGUCAUAGUGGCCAUCUUGGUCAUGGUGGUCGGCAUGGCCGGGUUUCUCCUCUACUGCCGCCGUUGCAAGUCUCACAAGCCUGUGGCCAUGGAGGACCCCGAUCUCCUCGCCAGGAGCAUUGGGGUGGACACCCAAGCCCUGCCAGCCAUCGAGCUCGACCCUCUGAACACCAGCUCCUGCACCAACUUGAACCAGCCGGAGCCCAGCAAGACUUCCGUUCCCAAUGAACUGGUCACCUUCGGGCCCAACUCCAAGCAGCAGCCCGUGGUCUGCAGCGUGCCGCCCCGGCUGCCCACCUCCGCCGCCGCCCCUCCACCCCCAGACCACCAGCGCAUCAUGAAAAGGGCCUGGUCUGGCGAGGAGAUGGUGUACCCCGGCAGAACCGCAGUCUGGCCCCCCACGUACUCCAGGAGCGACCGCUGGCAGUACCCGCCCUCCGAAGCGGCCCAGGACCCUCGGCCACCAUCGCCCCCCCAUCACGCAGAGCCCGCUGGCCUGUACGGGGGGUUCCCCUUCCCCCUGGAGCUGGAAAACAAGCGGGCGCCCCUCCCGCCCCGGUACAGCAACCAGAACCUGGACGACCUGUUGCCUCCCCUGGCCCCCGGCCCCGGGGAGCCCCUGCUGGCCCCGGCUCUCAACGAGUACACCGCCAUCAGCUACUACCACUCGCAGUUCCGGCAGGGAGUGGGGGGGCCCUGCGUGGCGGAGGGGGGCUACAAGGGGGUCAGCAUGCGGCUCAGCAGGGCUGGGCCCUCCUACGCUGACUGUGAGGUAGAGGGGGGACCUCCUGCAGGUCGGGGCCAACCCCGGGCUCCCCCCAACUAUGAAGGCUCAGACAUGGUGGAGAGUGAUUACGGGAGUUGUGAAGAAGUGAUGUUCUAGGCUUCAUGUUCUCAGAGGAAGGCGCCAGUCGGGGGGUGGGGGGCACCCCGUAUCUUCCAGUCUCCUAGGGAGUGA
Molecule: messenger RNA, 13453 nt
Organism: Perognathus longimembris pacificus (Pacific pocket mouse)
Lineage: Eukaryota; Metazoa; Chordata; Mammalia; Rodentia; Heteromyidae
Gene: Fat2
Product: FAT atypical cadherin 2
Exons: 24
Coding region: 332-13378 (4348 amino acids)
Biological process (GO): homophilic cell-cell adhesion
Cellular component (GO): plasma membrane
Molecular function (GO): calcium ion binding
Source: RefSeq, a predicted model, not a curated record